Solanum dulcamara is the source of this 2201-nucleotide messenger RNA. Its product is annotated as probable polyamine transporter At1g31830. Gene Ontology annotation, cellular component: membrane. The transcript is spliced from 2 exons. Lineage: Eukaryota; Viridiplantae; Streptophyta; Magnoliopsida; Solanales; Solanaceae. Gene Ontology annotation, molecular function: transmembrane transporter activity. Gene Ontology annotation, biological process: transmembrane transport. The coding region runs from base 139 to 1695 and encodes 518 amino acids. The record is from RefSeq and is a predicted model, not a curated record.
AAUUCCUUCUUUUAACACUUAUUAUUAUCCCAUUAAACAUGAAAAUAUCACAAAAUUCCUCUGUUUUAAUUUAAUUUCUUUCACUUCUCAACUGAGAAAUUAAUUAUCUUCUUCUGUUUUUGGUGUGUCUUAAAAAAAAUGGUGACAACAAAAUUCGAAACAAAAUCCUCCAUUGAAGUUCCCAAUGCUCAACAGCAAGUUGCAGUAGCACAAAAUGAUAAAUCUGCGCAGAAUGGUGAUGAUCAGAAAGCAAGGGACUUACCUCAAAGAGAAGCUACAAUUCCAAUGGGGGAGUGCAAUGAUGCAGAAUACAUAGAGAUUAAUGAAGUUGUUUCUUCUUCAAGGGCAAAUAAUGAUAGGAAACUUUCACUAUUGCCUUUGGUUUUUCUCAUUUUCUAUGAAGUAUCAGGUGGACCAUUUGGUGUUGAGGAUACUGUACAAGCAUCUGGUCCACUUCUUGCACUUGUUGGAUUCUUGGUUUUCCCAAUUAUAUGGAGUGUCCCUGAGGCACUUAUUACAGCUGAAUUAGGCACAAUGUUCCCCGAAAAUAGUGGCUAUGUUGUUUGGGUUUCAUCUGCAUUAGGUCCAUACUGGGGAUUUCAACAAGGUUGGGUGAAAUGGUUGAGUGGAGUAAUCGAUAACGCUCUUUACCCUGUUUUGUUUCUUGAUUAUCUGAAAUCAGGAGUUCCUGCAUUAGGUGGUGGACUCCCUCGUGUUAUCGCGGUCAUAGGCAUUACUUUAGUCCUUACUUACAUGAACUAUAGAGGUUUAACUAUUGUUGGAUGGGUUGCCGUUCUGCUCGGGAUAUUGUCGAUUCUUCCUUUUGUUGUUAUGGGGUUGAUCUCUAUUCCUAAACUAAGGCCUACGAGGUGGUUGGUGGCGGAUGUGCACAACGUUGAUUGGAACUUGUAUCUUAACACUCUCUUUUGGAAUCUGAAUUAUUGGGAUUCAAUAAGUACUCUUGUAGGAGAAGUACAUAAUCCGAAGAAAACUCUGCCUAAAGCUCUGUUUUAUGCUGUGAUUCUAGUCGUUUUAUCCUACUUUUUCCCUCUAUUAGUUGGUACUGGAGCUGUUCCACUAGAACGUGACCUGUGGACGGAUGGUUAUUUCUCAGAUAUUGCGAAAAUACUUGGUGGAGUGUGGCUAAGAUGGUGGAUUCAAGGGGCUGCUGCAUUGUCAAAUAUGGGGACAUUUGUGGCAGAAAUGAGCAGUGACUCUUUUCAGCUACUUGGUAUGGCUGAGAGAGGUAUGCUACCCGAGUUCUUUGCCAAGAGAUCACGUCAUGGAACACCUCUAGUUGGGAUCCUAUUUUCAGCUUCCGGUGUGAUUUUGCUUUCGUGGAUGAGCUUUCAAGAAAUUGUAGCUGCAGAAAACUUCUUGUAUUGCUUUGGUAUGAUCUUGGAAUUUAUAGCAUUCGUACGAUUAAGGAUAAAGUUUCCAAAUGCAUCGCGCCCUUUCAAGAUACCUGGCGGAACAAUCGGAGCCAUCCUGUUGUGUAUUCCUCCAACCAUACUUGUCGGUAUUGUUUUGGCAUUUUCAACAGUUAAAGUCAUGAUCAUAAGCCUUGCUGCUGUUGCAAUCGGGUUGGUUAUGCAACCGUGUCUUAAACGCGUUGAGAAGAAGAAAUGGUUGAAGUUCUCCAUUAGUCCUCAUCUUCCUGACAUUCAUCGCGAUAAUGGAGCAUUACUUCAUUGAUUGAUUCUCAUAUGUCGUUGUAUCUUUUCCUACUAACAGCACACUGCAACAACGAAUAUUCGUGGAGGGCAUAGAGAAAAGAGAUAUUCCAUAAGGAUGAUGGAUGAUCCUUCCGGCUUUUGAAUCUUGUAAGCUUAUAUUUGCCUUGCUCCUCUGCCUAUUCCAUAAGGAUGAUGGCAUUAGAAAUAGACGAUGAAUAUGGUUUCUCUUUUUAUGAUCCAUGACAAGUUACUCAAUGUACGAAAAUGUUCAAACCCUCAUUUUACUGUUACUCCUUAUUUGCUAGCUCGACUUUCAUAAUAGCUGUUAUAUCCAUUCUCUUUGAAACGUUUAUAUCUUAGUGAACGUUCAUGUACCUCCACAUUUUGGCUUUGCUAUCAUAAGGAUGUAGAAUUGAAGUUCUCUGUAUUUGGUUUUAUUUCUUGAGCUUUCGACUAGUUUUCGUUGCCCCUCUGUUUUGAUAGAGAUUUUGCUUAUAAAAUCUGGACUAGUUGGAGUGACUUCUA